Moneuplotes crassus is the source of this 770-nucleotide messenger RNA. Lineage: Eukaryota; Ciliophora; Spirotrichea; Euplotida; Euplotidae. The record is from the annotation of a GenBank genome assembly.
UUUAUAAUAAAUUUAUAAAUAUUUCGGUGUUUUAAGGGGAGAUGGGAUUUAGUAAACUUACUAAGCCUGAGUCCAAACUAUUAGUACCUUACCAAAAGAAGCCAAAUGCGUAAUUUUCUUAUAAGGAAUGUUAUCCAUGGGGCUUUGCCUUCAUUGACCUUCCUCCUAAUCGACUCUCUCUGACUCAGCUCUUGGCUUAAACUCUCUAAAGGUUCCUCUAAAACGGUAAAAAAUUAUGGUGAAUUCAAUGUUCAUCAAUUGUUCAAGCCAGCCUUUAGAAAUUAUAACUUAAACUAAGCAUGCUUAGUUUAAGUCAUACUUGCAAGUAGGAUUGUUAACUUGGCAUGAUAUACUAUCGAACGCAAGAUUUAGAUAUUGACAAUGUUAUAAGGGUAACCUUUUAUGUUCCAGGCUUCAGGCCUAUUUUGAUCCUGAUAGAUAAAAGGUAUGAUGAUAUUGAAGCAGUAAUGUGUAAAAUCUGCCAAAAACUUUGAAUAUUCUACAAGAGUGAUUACUGAAUGAUUCAUCCAUCCGGAGCGAUAGUGGAAGACCUCGAGCUCUUAGUAAAUAAUGAUCGUAUCAUGCUAGGCACUUUUUAUGACUUCCCCUGACUCCAAAGACUUCCCUGACCUAAAAAGGAUUGAUAUAAGCCCAAGAGUAGACGGAUGACCAUGGAUGAAUUGUUAGGCAUCACUAAUAGUAGCAAAGUAGCAGCCUAUUUCUAGCCAUAACUUUAACUAAAUAAUGACUUAAAUGACCUUUUGAGCACA